This is a messenger RNA of Suillus discolor, 1811 nucleotides long. RefSeq lists its product as uncharacterized. The transcript is spliced from 8 exons. The record is from RefSeq and is a predicted model, not a curated record. NCBI's taxonomy places the organism in Eukaryota, Fungi, Basidiomycota, Agaricomycetes, Boletales, Suillaceae. Gene Ontology annotation, biological process: endocytosis; plasma membrane tubulation; actin cortical patch localization. The coding region runs from base 193 to 1503 and encodes 436 amino acids. Gene Ontology annotation, cellular component: Rvs161p-Rvs167p complex; mating projection tip; actin cortical patch. Gene Ontology annotation, molecular function: lipid binding; protein binding.
UAGGGUGUUGUGAGUCACGUUACAAGUGUCAGCGCUUCAGCUGCGGUGCUGUUGGGCGGUGCACCACAACACAACCAACCGCGUAGUACUUCAAACCGCUCUCGAAGAUUCUUCGUUUAUCCGAAAACUCGAGCUUCUUAGCCGCAUCAGGACAAUUCACGAGCCUGAUCAUAGUGAUAUCAUUACCACAAGAUGAAAGGGUUCACCAAAGCAAUCAAGCGAACACCUCACCUUGUCACAUCGAAAGUUGGCUUUGCGAAGAAGUCCUCUGACCCCGAAUUCGACGACUACAAUCGCCAUUUCAUCAGCCUCGAGCAAGCCACGGAAAAGUUGCUCAAAGAUACCAGGAUAUUCUCCGAAGCUGUUUUAACCCUCUUCACUUCUUCCGUUGGUUUCGCCAACCAUUUCAAUUUUAUAUUCUCUCCGAUGGGUGGCGAGUAUAACUUGCAAGGAAAGCAUCCCUCCUGCGAAGCAACCGUCGCAAACACUCCUCCGUACUCAACUUCUCUCGACGAACUUCGUUCUGCGAUCUCCCCUGAACUCGAGCUCAUCGAAUCACGAAUUGUUGCACCCGUGAAAGAGUUCCAGGGAGUCCUCAAGCUGAUCAGGAAGAGCAUCACCAAACGCGAUCAUAAGCUGGUCGAUUAUGAUCGAUUCAAUAAUUCACUUACUAAAUUGAGGGACAAGAAAGAGAAAAGUUUGAGUGAUGAGAAGAAUUUGUUCAAGCUUGAGCAAGACUUCGAGAUUGCCACAAAUGAGUAUGAUUACAUUAACAACGCGCUCAAGACAGAUCUCCCGCACUUCAUGCAACUUUCAACUCAUUUCAUCGAGCCUCUUUUCCAUUCAUUCUAUUACAUGCAGCUCAACAUUUAUUAUCUUUUCCUUGAGAAAAUGAAUUCAUUUGCGGAGGGUCGAUACGACGUUACCAACGUCCCUGGCGCUCAAAUCCAGGCUGAUUAUGAAGAGAAGCGAACGGAUGCAUGGAGUCAAAUAGAGGAUCUCAACGUUACCAAGCGCUUCAUAUCGACUUCGAAAUUCGUGCAAGCUAAUCGCGCCCCUGGCGGCAAUUCGUUGACUGUCGGUCCUUCCAUCGGUCGCUCACCCAGCGUUACAAGUGCUGGUAGUGGGAGCAGCCGCUCAAUGCCACCAUCCCGAGCAGCGCCCACAUCUUCCUUUAUCAAGAAGCCACCUCCAGCGCCGCCAGGCCAGACACCUGCUCCUCCUCCCCCGUACUCUGCCGCUUCAAAUGAUUCGGGAGCUGGAACUACAGCUGCAACAAAGAGGCCGCCUCCACCCCCACCGGUGAAGCCCAAACCAAAGCCAGAGCCAGCCGUAGAGUAUGUUACAGCCUUAUAUGAUUUCGAUGCUCAGGCUGAAGGAGAUCUUUCUUUUAAAACCGGUGACCGCAUCGAAAUUGUAACCAAGACAGAGAGUCAGGAAGAUUGGUGGACAGGUCGUCUUAAUGGCGACCAGGGUGUAUUCCCAGGCAACUAUGUACAGUGAUGUGAUGACGGACAGUUGAGUAUUAAUUGAGUAGUAGCUUACAUUUUUGGGACAUUAUAUCUUCCUGCUAGGGAUAGCCGCCGAUCAGGCAUCUUGCCUAUCGUCACACAGUCAUCGGGAGCCCGUCGCAGAUUGCAUCAGAACUUGAUCAGACCUACUGUCUCCAUCACACCAAGUGACUAAUAGUCUUUCCGGUUACCCCAGGUGGCCCUUCCUAGAACUUGUAUGCACUUCUAGUAGUCUUCUCCUUUAAGCAACCGCGCUCCGGCUAACUGUUGCUCAGAUAUUUCUGGCUGCUAGAUGCGCUG